AGUACCUGUACAGGUGAGCAGCCGCAUCAUGCCCAAGUCCUGCGAGCAGCUCGACGACCCGGACUGUUUGUGCUCCUUUGGCAUGAAGUUGACCUGGGACAUCAACGACCCCCGACUCCCUCAGGAGGUCAAGCAGUUCGACGCCUUCCAGGAGUGGACGGAUGGCUACGUGCGCUACAUCUACGGCGCCGAGGACAAGAACGCGCAGCGCCACCUGAGCGGAUGGGCGAUGCGCAACACCAACAACCACAACUGCCACAUCCUCAAGAAGUCCUGCCUGGGGGUGGUGGUGUGCGCGCGCGCGUGCUCGCUGCCCGACGGCUCCAAGCUGCGACUCCGGCCGGCCAUCUGCGACAAGGCGCGCCACAAACAGCAGAAGAAACUUUGUCCCAACUGUAACUCGGCACUGGAGCUGGUGUCGUGUCGAGGUCACAGCGGGUAUCCAGUCACCAAUUUUUGGAGAGUGGAUGGCAAAGCUAUAUUUUUUCAGGCUAAAGGAGUCCAUGACCACCCAAGACCAGAGAGCAAGUCUGAGACAGAAGCCAGGAGAAGUGCGGUGAAGAGAAGGAUGGCCUCUCCACAUUUCUCCCAGAAGAGGAGACUCAUGGAGUCCGAGACUGGCAGAUACCAUGACCCCGGGGGGCCGUUUCCCAGCCUGCACCACAUGUCCUGCAUGGACGGGCCGGACAGGUUCAGCAUCAUUGCCGAGUCCAACUUCCCCAUCCAGGCACCGCACUACCCCGCCUUCCAGAACCCGGAGCCCUACAAGUUUACCUUCGAUGCGGCCCCCGUCACCGAAGAGGCUCCCUCGACGCUGCCGAAAUCCUCCAACCAUCGGCUGUACGUGGCGCGGCCGACCUGCGGCUACGACUUCGCCAUGACCGGCUACCUGAGUUCGGGCUCCUAUGCGGCACUGUACAAAGACCCUGGCGCCCCGUUGUCCGAGGCAGAUCCCAGUAAGGCAUGCGUGGGCCUGGGGGGGCCGCAGCACACCACCGGUCCACUGGGAGUCCAUGACCGCGGUUACGAUGCUGCCGGGAAGCACCACAGCUGGAAGCAGAUUGUGGGCAAAGCGGCGUAUGGGGAGCGGGCCGAUUACGGACAGAUCGGCACCAACGGCGGUCAUCGCUACUACAACGGCGAGUACCCCUGCCGCUACACGGGCCCCGCUGCCACCCCCGCACCACUACAGACCAUAAUUACCACGACCACGAAGGUGUCGUACCAGCCCUGCAAGCCCUCUGUGGUGAAAUACAGCGAGAACGUCUACGACAUGAAGAGCCUUCCCAGCUGCAACGCCUUGUUGGAGGGCAGCUCCCCCGCUUCCUGUUCCGACUUAAAGAUUCCAGAAGAUUCUGGAGUUAUCAAGUCAGCUUUGGCAUAUCAGCAGGAGACAGUCCCUCCCAAAAUGGAAAGAACAGAGAGCCUGGACAGCUAUCGAUAUGGCAGCUACCCGUCGAGUAACUACGCGGAGCGAAUAUCGCACCCGUAUAGAUACGACGGUGCAGAGUUCUGACUCUGUGUGUGUGUGUGUGUGUGUGUGUGUGUGUGCGCGUGUGUGUGUUGCUGUGUCUAACGAGAGGCUCAAUGGUCCAGAUGGGCAUAGAAUUUUCAAAUUGUUCUGUAAUAAAGACCCCUUUUGAGCCAUAUUGCUUCUUAAUAUGUGCAAAGUGUCUGGGCACAUCUUUGGAUUCUCUGUCAUUGUAGAUGUUUCACCUUAUAUACAUUCAACUUAUUAAACCCCCUUAGCAAGUACUAUAAUUUCACUGUGUUCAUCAAGUAAUAAUACUUUGGAAUAAAUGUGCAUUGCUGUUUCUACACUGGAACUUAGUGUUAGCACAUCUUUGUAAAAAAGCAUUUCAUCUUUGUGCCGUUUGUUCAGAAGUCUCGUAGCAAUAAUUACCGUAUUUACUGGAAUAUAACUCGCACCACCCACCC
Messenger RNA from Scleropages formosus (Asian bonytongue), 1938 nucleotides. RefSeq names its product glial cells missing transcription factor 2 (gene gcm2). The transcript is spliced from 5 exons. Gene Ontology annotation, cellular component: nucleus. Gene Ontology annotation, molecular function: DNA-binding transcription activator activity, RNA polymerase II-specific; RNA polymerase II cis-regulatory region sequence-specific DNA binding. The coding region runs from base 29 to 1516 and encodes 495 amino acids. The record is from RefSeq and is a predicted model, not a curated record. Lineage: Eukaryota; Metazoa; Chordata; Actinopteri; Osteoglossiformes; Osteoglossidae. Gene Ontology annotation, biological process: gliogenesis; regulation of transcription by RNA polymerase II.